Molecule: messenger RNA, 2310 nt
Organism: Chondrus crispus (carragheen)
Lineage: Eukaryota; Rhodophyta; Florideophyceae; Gigartinales; Gigartinaceae
Exons: 1
Coding region: 1-2310 (769 amino acids)
Biological process (GO): mRNA splicing, via spliceosome
Cellular component (GO): catalytic step 2 spliceosome
Molecular function (GO): protein binding; RNA binding
Source: RefSeq, a predicted model, not a curated record
AUGGCCGGUGACCAGCCGCCUCCCCCAGUUUCCACCAAAUUUUCUCACCCGCACCGCCCCCCUCGACCCCACCGUCGCCGACCCCCCCAAUUACCCCUCCGCCCCCAGCCCCCCGCCGACCGCCCUUACGUCCCUCCCUUCCGACGAGCGAGGCUCAAAGCCUCGCAUUUUCCCCGGAAAGACAUGGCCCCCGGUUCCGAGCCGCGCCAACGCGACGACUGGAAUCGUCUUGUCAAAACCAUUCAUGGAGAUAUUAACAGAGUCAGCGAAGACAACAUCUCCGAAAUCGCAAAGUCCUUGCUUCGUGUAAAUAUCUUCCGCGCUAGAGGCAUCCUCUGCAAAACCUUACUCCGCGUCCAACUCGGGUCCCCACCGCUAGCCCCCAUCUUGGCAAGUUUGAUUUCCGUCCUGAACACCCGCGUCCCAGCCGUCAUCGACCUCCUAGUUUCCCGCCUCAUCGCACAGCUGGGCAAUGCCUACGACGUCCAAGACCGCUCCCUUUGCUUUGCCACGGCCAAGUUCAUGGCCGCCCUGUGCAAUCACCAAGUCAUUUCAGAUCUUCCCGUCUUCGAGUUUCUCCGCGUAUGUCUGCUGGACCGUACGGAUGGCUCUGUCGAGCUCGCGGUUAGUAUGCUGGACGAGUGCGCCCCGUUUCUAUCGGACCGCAGCCCAAAGCUAUCCGAGGACGGUUUCGAUCGCUUGCGCGAGGUUUUACAUGACGGCGAUGUCAGCACACGCACACAGGAGAUGAUUCGCAGGCUCAUGACCAGGCGCAGAAAGAAUUUUGCAGGCCAAGAUACCCUUGACCCGAGAUUCGACUUGGUCCAUGAAGCCGACAUUAUUACACAUGACGUCUCUCUGAACGACGACACUCGCUUGGAACUGCAAUGCGACGCAUUCCUUUUUGACAAGGUCUACGUCGAAAAUGAACGCCAAUACGAGGAAAUCAAGAGAGAUAUCUUAGGCGUAGAAGCCGACCGAAGUUUGAGCCGGCCCUCCGAUGAUAACAGCUCCUUCACAAAUGAAAAGGGUGAUGUUGUGGAAGAGGAAUUGGGCAAAUCCAAGGGCGUCGAGAAAACGACGGAUAUGACGGAUGCCGCGUUAAGGGAAUUCCGCCGCACCGUGUAUUUGGUCCUCACUUCAGGGAUCACGUCAGAAGAAUGGGCUCACAAACUUGUUCGUCUCAUGAGGGAUAAUCAGGGGAGAAAGCGAGAUCUUUGCGAAAUGAUCGUCGAGUACUGCAGUCGAGAAAAGACUUUUUCUCGUUCAAUAGGGCUCUUGGGAGAACGUCUUUGUAGUUUAGAGAGGAGUUAUGUUUCAGGUUUCGAAUGGACGUUUGCCAAGCAUUACGCCGGGAUUCAUCGCCACGGUGAACGGGAAAUAAGACUCAUGGCAACUUUUUAUGGCUUUAUGCUCGCAUCCAAUGCCUUGCCGUGGAAUGUCUUUGGGGUCGUUCGUCUCGUUGCUGCCGAGACAACUACGUCGAGUCGCGUUUUCCUGAAGCACCUCUUUCAAGAGAUAUACUACACUUUGUCCUCGAGUCAAAUGAUGGAGCUCUUCAAGUCACCAGAACGUGCCGAAAGUUUAAAGGGCCUUUUCCCGUCAGAUACUGUUGCGAACGCACAGUACGCAAUCAACUUUUUUGCGAAUAUAGGAAUGGGAUUCCUAACAAGAGAUCUUCGAGAGUGGCUCAAGAACAAUCCGCGUGAUAGCGCUGCCCUCGCACAUGAUGGCAGUGAUUCAGAGGAUGGUAAUACUUCCGAAUCUUCAUUGGUAUCAUCAUCGUCUUCAUCCGUUCUCACUUCGGACGCAGAGGAUCUAGCGAACGACAAGCCCCUUGCAAGUGGCAGCAACAGCUUUCGGUCACAUGAUGAACACCCGUCAGAAUCAGGCCCGAGCUGCGAUGGGCAGAGGAAAAGGACACGAUAUGAAGAUGGAGCCCUGGAAGAGGAAGCGAGAAAGAAAGAUCGUUUUUACGAAAACGGCUCCAUCGGCAGUGGUCGAGAGGAUGGGGAAGCAUCGCGGUUUCGGAGGCGUUCUCCUGAGGCUGACGAUUCCGAACCGUCGUGGAAAACGAGCGCGGGACGUGAUCGCGAAAAGGAGAGGUCAGCACGGCGCCGGAGGGAGCGUGAGUAUUCACCUGACGAAGACUCCUACUCCUCAAGUCGGUAUCGGCAGAGGCAGGACUACAAGCGACGAAGAGCGGAGAAUCAGUAUGAUUAUCAUCAGUAUGCACGAUCGAGGUCUCCUACGCGUUACUCACACCGCAGGUUUUCCAGGGAGCGGCGCACAGCAGAGCCGCGUUAUUAA